This is a messenger RNA of Drosophila gunungcola (fruit fly), 534 nucleotides long. RefSeq names its product gram-negative bacteria-binding protein 3. Gene Ontology annotation, molecular function: carbohydrate binding. Lineage: Eukaryota; Metazoa; Arthropoda; Insecta; Diptera; Drosophilidae. The transcript has a single exon. The record is from RefSeq and is a predicted model, not a curated record. The coding region runs from base 49 to 426 and encodes 125 amino acids.
GUUCCGAGGUUCGAUACCGCAUCACGAUCCGUUUCAUUCCGUUCCGAGAUGAGUCGACUUCCGCUGUGUCUGCUGGUGCUACUGGCGGUGGCGGUGGUGAUUUGCCCAGGCCACGCCUACAAGGCACCUGAGGCUCAGGUGCGCGUGUUCUAUCCCAAGGGAUUCGAGGUCUCCAUUCCGGAUGCGCCGGGUAUUUCGCUGUUCGCCUUCCACGGCAAACUGAACGAGGAGUUUGACGGACUGGAGGCUGGGCAAUGGGCACGGGACAUCCCAAGUGCCAAGAAGGGACGUUGGACGUUUCGGGAUCGCGAGACCAAGCUAAACCAGGGCGAUACCCUGUACUUCUGGACGUAUGUGGUGUACAAUGGACUCGGCUAUCGCCAGGAUGAUGGGGCCCAUGUCGUCACCAGUUACGACAAUCAAUAAAAGUAAUUUUUCAAACAACAAAGAAAUAAAAUUUAAAGCCGAGCUUAAAGCUCACAUACAAUCUCAAAUUCUUAAACGCUCUCUUGAAAUUCUGCUGAUGGGUAAUCU